AUGGGCCGAUACACGUAUAUAGUUGACAACAUUCAGGGCUAUAAGGUUAUAAGUCAUGAAUACCAGAGAGAAUAUGUAGAAAAACUUAUUCCAAAAAUAGGCAAAAUGAUUUCUCCAUGCAAAGUUCUUCCAAAUCUUCUUCGUAAAGGACUUAUUGCAAGAUGCGACAUGGAAGAAAUUGAAAACAAGUCUGUAAACUGUAGUAGUUAUGCAGGUGCAAGUGUUUUGCUUAAAAGAUUACUGGAAAACGAAACACAUCACAACUGGUAUGUUCUUUUUAUAGAGGCUUUACAAGAAGCAGGUAUGAAUGAGGUUGCCAUGGACCUUCAAAUCCCUGCUUUACUUCCAGACUCGGCACAAAACUAUUCUGGUACUGAUACCGUGCAUGAAAACCAUCACACAGGCUUGAUGAAUAAUUUAACAAUAAAUGAAAGUGAAGCAAAAGAAAACCAAGAUGAAUCAAAGAAAGAAUAUAAUUGUCAGACUGACACUUCGGAUAAGGUAAAUCGACUUAUGAGUACACAAUAUUGA
Molecule: messenger RNA, 531 nt
Organism: Ruditapes philippinarum (Manila clam)
Lineage: Eukaryota; Metazoa; Mollusca; Bivalvia; Venerida; Veneridae
Exons: 3
Coding region: 1-531 (176 amino acids)
Source: RefSeq, a predicted model, not a curated record